This is a messenger RNA of Selaginella moellendorffii, 767 nucleotides long. RefSeq names its product 60S ribosomal protein L10. Bases 23 to 688 code for a protein of 221 amino acids. Gene Ontology annotation, biological process: translation; ribosomal large subunit assembly. The record is from RefSeq and is a predicted model, not a curated record. Lineage: Eukaryota; Viridiplantae; Streptophyta; Lycopodiopsida; Selaginellales; Selaginellaceae. Gene Ontology annotation, molecular function: structural constituent of ribosome. Gene Ontology annotation, cellular component: cytosolic large ribosomal subunit; ribosome. The transcript is spliced from 5 exons.
GUUCUCAUUCGACGCAGCCGCCAUGGGACGAAGACCUGCGAGGUGCUACCGCCAGAUCAAGAACAAGCCAUACCCGAAAUCGCGCUUCUGCCGCGGUGUUCCAGAUCCCAAGAUCAGAAUCUACGAUGUGGGGAUGAAGAAGAAGGGCGUGGACGAGUUCCCUUACUGCGUCCAUCUCGUGAGCUGGGAGAAGGAGAAUGUCUCGAGCGAGGCCCUCGAAGCGGCGCGCAUAGCCUGUAACAAGUACAUGGCAAAGUACGCCGGCAAGGACGCGUUCCAUCUCCGCGUGAGGGUUCAUCCCUUCCAUGUCCUCCGGAUCAACAAGAUGCUUUCCUGCGCCGGUGCCGAUAGGCUGCAAACUGGAAUGAGGGGUGCUUUUGGAAAGCCGCAAGGUACCUGUGCGCGAGUGGACAUCGGCCAAGUGCUUCUCUCCGUGCGAUGUAAGGAGAACAAUGGAAUUCACGCCCAGGAGGCGCUGAGGAGGGCCAAGUUUAAGUUCCCUGGAAGGCAGAAGAUCAUCGUCAGCAGGAAGUGGGGCUUCACAAAGUUCUCGCGCAAUGACUACCUCAAGUACAAGGCGGAGAACAGGAUCGUGAACGAUGGUGUCAAUGCGAAGCUCCUUACUUGCCAUGGACGACUCUCGAAUCGAUCGCCGGGGACAGCUAUUCUUCCAGAAGUUGUAGCAUAAGAAGUGACUAAUAUAAAAAAAAAUAUAAUCUUACGCUUUUUGUCACAUUAAAGAUUUGUUAAUCGGAGUUUUAAGUAAA